Molecule: messenger RNA, 1533 nt
Organism: Cyprinodon tularosa
Lineage: Eukaryota; Metazoa; Chordata; Actinopteri; Cyprinodontiformes; Cyprinodontidae
Gene: riok3
Product: RIO kinase 3 (yeast)
Exons: 13
Coding region: 1-1527 (508 amino acids)
Biological process (GO): maturation of SSU-rRNA; protein phosphorylation
Cellular component (GO): cytosol; preribosome, small subunit precursor
Molecular function (GO): ATP binding; protein serine/threonine kinase activity
Source: RefSeq, a predicted model, not a curated record
AUGGAUCAAUCAGGAGUCGCAGCUCAAACCCAGAAGAGUCCGUGGGGCUCGGUGGGCCCGGCGCCGCCUGCCUGCUCUCUGACCGAUGUGAUGAGCGAACAGCUGGCCCGACAGCUGGAUGAGGAGAACGGCGCCUUCCCGGGGCUCUCAGACCCUGCGGCGGACCUGCUGCUGUCGGAGGACGCUGCAGACACCACCAGCGACCUGAUGCUGGCCCAGAUGCUGCAGAUGCAGUUCGACAGAGAGUUUGACGAUCAGCUGCGCCGCGAGGAGAAGAAGUUCAACGGAGACAGCAAAGUCUCCAUCUCCUUUGAGAACUACCGGAUGGUCCAUCCCUACGAGGACAGCGACAGCUCCGAGGACGAGGUGGACUGGCAGGACACGAGGCGCGACCCGUACAAAGCCGACAAGCCUCAGACGACCCCCAGGAGAGGCUUCAGCGGGAAGGGGAAGAACAUCACCACCAAACACGACGAGGUGAUGUGCGGACGGAAGAACACGGCUCGCAUGGACAACUUCGCUCCGGAGGUCCAGGUGGGGGACGGUUUGGGGAUGGACCUGAAGCUGUCCAAUCAGGUGUUCAACUCUCUGAAGCGCCACUGCUACAGCGAGCAGCGCCGCAGCGCCCGGCUGCACGAGAAGAAGGAGCACUCCACCGCCGAACAAGCCGUGGACCCUCGGACCCGGCUGCUCAUGUAUAAGAUGGUGAACGCCGGCGUUCUGGAGAACAUCAACGGCUGCAUCAGCACCGGGAAAGAGUCUGUGGUGUUCCACGGCGACGGAGGAAGCCUGGAGGAGCAGCCCGUCCCAGAGGAGGUGGUCCUGAAGGUUUUCAAAACCACGCUGAACGAGUUCAAGACCCGAGACCGCUACAUCAAGGACGACCAGCGCUUCAAGGACCGCUUCGGCAAACAGAACCCCCGGAAGAUCAUCCGCCUGUGGGCCGAGAAGGAGAUGCGCAACCUGAGCAGGAUGAAGAAGGCUGGCAUUCCCUGUCCGGACGUGGUUCUGCUGAAGAAGCACAUCCUGGUGAUGUCGUUCAUCGGGAAGGAACACGUUCCUGCGCCCAAACUGAAGGACGUGAAGCUGGGCAGUGAGGAGAUGAAGGGCGCGUACCAGCAGGUGGUGCAGCUGAUGCAGCAGCUCUACCACGACUGCAACCUGGUCCACGCCGACCUGAGUGAAUACAACAUGCUGUGGCACCAGGGGAAGGUGUGGCUGAUUGACGUCAGUCAGUCGGUGGAGCCGACUCAUCCUCACGGGCUGGAGUUCCUCUUCAGAGACUGCAGAAAUGUCUCCACGUUCUUCCAGAAGAGCGGGGUGGCUGAGGCCAUGAGCGUCUACGAGCUUUUCAACGCCGUGACCGGCCUGAACAUCCCAGUGGUGGCCGAGGACGAGUCUCUCUUCAUGGCUGAGAUCGUGGCCUUGGAGAAGAAGCAAGAGGAUCACAUCCAGAGACGAGGGAAGAAAACGUUCCCGCUGACGGAGGACGGCGGCCCCCCUCUAGAACCCGACUUCGAUGACUAAUCCCCC